AUGGAACUCGAAGGCGCACCAACUAUCCAAAAACAAAGAUGGGGAACGGAUCGCAGACCCCAAAGGAAUAACCAGCGACGCACGGACCCAAAGAACGGACAGUCACGCGACCAAAAAGUCCCGCAAUAUGACGAGAGACGCGCCGCCCAGCCCGACGGGAAAGACCGUGCACCACAACGAACCCGCCAAGACCGCCCAGCCACGACCAUAAAUAAAAACAACCUUUCCAGACAAGAACAAGCCCUCCUCCGCGCACUCCUGCGCAAAGCCAAAGAAGUAAAGGCAGACAAUGCCGACGUAUUCGCAUUGUCCAUGCCGGACGACACCGAUGACGCUCCCUACCAAAUAGACGAUGACCUUAGCGAGCAAGAGCCAGAGGAUGCCUACUCCGACCCACACACCCUUGUGGACCUCCAAGACGAGGUAAGCGAAGAACCCCGAGACCCCCACCCACGGGAAGAAGACGCCUACUACGACCAAAGAGAUGUCAUGGUGGUACAGGUAAGUUCAAUCACCGACCCGCGAGGGGAUGGCCCCUCGACAAUCAGGUGCGAACCACCGUUCCACCAGUUCAUUGGUGAUCUACAACAAAGAGGUGCCAACAGGAAACUCUACCUGUCCGUGACGCUUGAGGAUCAGUGGGAACACGAAGCGCUCGUAGACACAGCCGCCGAUAUCAGCCUGAUUGCCGACGAUCUCUUCGGUAAGUUACAAUCCCUGGCCGGAAAGUCUCACAAAGACCUGAAAACGCAGCCGUGCGACUUGGAAAUACGACCCUACUCCCUGGUAAACACGACCAUACGUAAAAUGGCGCUAAUACAACUGACCGUGGGCCCCAUGACGCUAGUCCACCCGGUCUACAUCUCCCCACUCAACUCUAUUCCGCUCCUGCUGGGCCAGGACCUUCUAAAUCGGUUCGAGCCCCUAAUAGACUUCCAACGCCUGAAGAUCUGGGCUCAAGUCCGAAAGCCCUUCCCCAUCCCACGCACACUGAGCGAGAACCACUGCUACUUUGUAGAAGCGCCACCUACAGACGGCCUACAGCCUGCCACGGCACAAACCGAGACCUGUCACCACGGUUUCCCGGCAAGAACAGGCACUAACUUCCUAUGCUCCUUCGCGCCAUCCGCACACUCGGACUCACCCGGUAUAAACGACAGCGUGAUCUUGGCGGGCACAAAGUUUCCAGACACUGCCCUCGCCUAUUGGGCAGACAAAUCCGCAGUCAGCCAGGACUUAUUCCACACGCUGGCACAAAACUUACCAAACCUACCUUUUGUUAGGAAAACCUCGCGCUUCCCAAAGGACCACCGGUCCCCAGACGUGCUCCCGGCUAUAGGGUUCUGCUCACUCGCCUUACAGAUACAUGACAAGACGCUCAAACAUACGUUCUCGGUCGUCAAAGACCUGCCACACCCGAUAGUCAUCGGCGGCGACGUCUUGACCCGUUUAGACACCCAAAUAGACGCGAUUAACAACGUCCUCUGGUCACUCACGACCGUGACGACAAAAUCCGAGACCCCUCCGCUGGACAACCUGAAAUCAGGCCAGACCAUACCAGAGGUGUGCCAAGUCGCAACACAAAACCACCUCACGCUACCACCAAACACGUCUGCGCCACUAAGUCUGAUAGUCCUGCCUGGCCAACUAACCAGCAACUCCCAAGCCUUCUUCCAACCAUCCCACCUGUUCAUAACGCUUGGACUGCAAACGGAGGCGACCCCCCUCCUACGGCUGGAAGGCCGCAAAACGCACGUGAAGGUGCUAAACACCACAGAGGACGCCAUCCUCGUACCGCGGGGCACCCCACUGGGCUGGCUGAUCGACACUACGUUCCACAAUUUCGAUCUCCGCCUCCCGGUGAUAGGUGACUGGCCAACAGGGCUGAACCAGGACCCCGACGUGCAGGCCCUACUCACCAAACCAUCAAGGUCGAUCUCCCUCUUCACGGUACCCGGCCCUAAAGCCAGUGACGUGUGCAGAGGGGACCUGACCAACCAGUCAGAGAUGAUUCUACAGACCGUGUCGGUCAUAGACUCUGAACACAACCUCACCUCUACCCAAAAGGCUCCCGAGCCGACGCGAGAACCCGCCGCCAGCCCCUCCUUUGAGGAAGAGCUGGACAAAACCGUGACGUUAGCAGAUGCCAUCAGCACUGACGAAGACAGAGCUAAACUCCGUCAAGUGCUGAUGAAAUACAAAUCCUCUUUCGCCACAGACCCCACGGACUGA
Messenger RNA from Knipowitschia caucasica, 2232 nucleotides. The record is from the annotation of a GenBank genome assembly. Lineage: Eukaryota; Metazoa; Chordata; Actinopteri; Gobiiformes; Gobiidae.